GAUGUUAUGGAUAAGACGGUGGUUAUGGUUGGCAAUGGCAAUGAUAUAGAUGAUAAUUCUGCACACGACACAACACAGUUUGACAUUGUCGUGUCUUGUGUCGAGUUUGGGUUUAACGAUAAACCCUCCUUCAUGUUCUGUAACUCCCAAUGGCGGCGUUUGCUAAACCCUCUUCACUUCAUGCUCAAAGGGAUAAUCCCUUUCUUCCUCCUUCUACUUCCACCAACUUCAAGCUCAAAACUUUCACUUUCCCUCUUAGGAAACUCAAACAUGUUUGUGUUUCAAGUUCUUCAACUGCCACUACCUCCCUCAGCAACGACCACACCCACAACGCAAACUCUGAUAUUUCUCAACUGUGCCUUCUUGGGAACUUGGACCGUAGCAUGAGCUACUUAGACUCCAUGCACGAGCUUCGAAUUCCCGUUGAAGAUGAUACUUACGUUGCCUUGGUACGACUGUGUGAGUGGAAGGGGGCAAGGAAGGAAGGGUCUCGUGUUUAUUCCCAUGUUUCCAAGUCCAUGACCCUUUUGAGCCUUCAACUGGGGAACGCGCUUUUGAGUAUGUUUGUGAGGUUUGGGAACUUGGUUGAUGCUUGGUAUGUUUUUGGGAGAAUGGAGAAAAGGAAUUUGUUCUCUUGGAAUGUUUUGGUUGGUGGGUAUGCUAAAGCUGGCUUCUUUGAUGAGGCUCUGGACCUCUAUCAUAGAAUGUUGUGGGUUGGUGAGAGGCCUGAUGUUUACACUUUCCCUUGCGUUUUGAGGACUUGUGGUGGCAUGCCUGAUUUGAUGAGGGGUAGAGAGAUUCAUGUGCAUGUUCUAAGAUACGGGUUUGAGUCAGAUGUGGAUGUGCUUAAUGCAUUGAUAACUAUGUAUGUGAAAUGUGGGGAUGUCAGAACUGCCAGGUUGGUAUUCGACAAAAUGUCUAACAGAGAUAGGAUUUCGUGGAAUGCCAUGAUUUCCGGGUAUUUUGAAAAUGGGGAGUGUCUGCAGGGAUUGAGAUUGUUCUGCAUGAUGAUAGAAUAUCCUGUUGAUCCAGAUUUGAUGACCAUGACGAGUGUGAUUACUGCAUGUGAGCUUCUGGGUGAUGAGAGAUUGGGGAGGGAGAUUCAUGGUUAUGUUCUGAGAAUGGGGUUCGGGAGAGACCCUUCAGUUCAUAACUCGUUAAUUCAGAUGUACUCAUCUGUUGGACAUAUUCAGGAAGCGGAAACAGUUUUCUCUCGUGCAGAAUGCAGAGAUGUGGUGUCAUGGACUGCAAUGAUAUCAGGUUACGACAAUUGUUUGAUGCCUCAGAAAGCACUUGAGACAUAUAAAAUGAUGGAAGCAGAAGGUGUCAUGCCAGAUGAAAUCACCAUCGCCAUUGCACUCUCUGCUUGUUCUUAUACAUGCAAUUUAGACAUGGGGACAGAACUUCAUGAGGCAGCCAAACAGACAGGGCUCAUCUCUCAUCUGAUAGUUGGAAACUCACUCAUUGACAUGUAUGCAAAGUGUAGAUCCAUUGACAAGGCUUUGGAGGUUUUCCACUCUACUCUUGACAAGAACAUUGUAUCUUGGACAUCAAUCAUCCUAGGUCUUAGAAUCAACAACCGGUGUUUUGAAGCUUUAUUUUACUUCAGGAACAUGAUUCUAAGACUGAAGCCAAACUCUGUUGCUUUAGUUUGUGUUCUCUCUGCAUGUGCUAGAAUAGGAGCUUUGACAUGUGGAAAAGAGAUUCAUGCUCAUGCAUUGAGAACUGGACUAUGUUUUGAUGGCUUUAUGCCUAAUGCAAUUUUGGACAUGUAUGUGAGGUGUGGAAGAAUGGGAUAUGCGUGGAAACAAUUUUUCUCAGUUGAUCAUGAUGUUACUGCAUGGAACAUUUUGCUUACAGGAUAUGCUGAGCGUGGGAAAGGAGCACUUGCUUCUGAGGUUUUUCAGAGAAUGGUAGAAUCAAACAUCAAUCCUGAUGAAGUAACAUUUAUCUCCAUAUUAUGUGCUUGCAGCAGAUCAGGUAUGGUAGCAGAAGGCUUAGAAUAUUUUAACAGCAUGAAGAAUAAGUACUCUAUCACACCUAAUCUGAAACACCAUGCAUGUGUGGUUGAUUUACUUGGCCGUUCUGGGAAAUUGGAGGAAGCUUAUGAAUACAUACAGAAAAUGCCAUUGAAACCGGACUCAGCAAUUUGGGGAGCUUUAUUAAAUGCAUGUAGGAUUCACCAUCAUGUUGAACUUGGGGAGCUUGCUGCAAAGAAUAUCUUUCAAUAUGAUACAACAAGUGUUGGAUACUACAUUCUUCUCUCUAAUCUUUAUGCUGACAAUGGUAAAUGGGACAAGGUUGCAGAAGUAAGAAAAAUGAUGAGACAGAAUGGACUAAUAGUGGAUGCUGGAUGCAGCUGGGUGGAAGUGAAGGGCACAGUGCAUGCUUUUCUCAGUGGUGAUAAUUUUCACCCUCAAAUAAUGGAAAUCAAUGCACUUUUGGAGAGGUUUUAUAAGAAGAUGAAGGAGGCUGGUGUUGAAGGGCCAGAAAGCAGUCCUAUGAACAUAAUGGAAGCUUCUAAGGCUGAUUUGUUUUGUGGGCACAGUGAAAGACUGGCCAUUGUGUUUGGACUUAUGAAUUCUGGUCCUGGGGUGCCUAUUUGGGUGACAAAGAAUCUGUACAUGUGCAAAAAUUGCCACAACAUUGUGAAAUUUAUCUCUAAGGAGGUUCGCAGAGAGAUUUCUGUGAGGGAUGCUGAACAAUUGCACCAUUUCAGGGGAGGCAUGUGCUCUUGCAUGAAUGAAGGAUACAUGAGUUAACCUGAAUAUCAGGAAAACUGUAAGAUAUGAGCAUCAUGGUGAGAAGUUAGAAUGGAAAGAAAUUACUUCAAAGGCUGUUAUGUCUAGUGCACAUAGGUAUGUAUAAAAUUUAUGGCGCACAUAAUUAUUUUUUGGGUUAAUUAUGUUUUUAGUUCCUAAAUUUAGACGUGAAAUUGAAAUUCGUUCCUGUCCCAAACUUUAAUAUUUUGGUCUCAAACUUUAAAAAUGAAUGGAUAUGAUCUUUUUAACCUAAUGACAUUAACUUCUUUUGGUUUGUUAAAUGGUGUUCCAAACUUACAUUUGAGGUGGAACAUGUCAAAACGGUAUAACAAUUGAAAUAUCAUCAUAAAAUGCGUUUGACACGUCGAAAAAUUGUAACUUAGUUGGGUUAAGAAGACUAUAUCCCAUCGUUUUAAAGUAUAGAGACCAAAAUAUACCAAAGUUUGGGACAAGACAAAUUUCGAUUAUACUUUUAUAUUUAGGGAUUAUAAACAUAUUUAAUCCUUAUUUUUUUCAAAUGUUUCACUCCCUCACCCCAAAAGAAAAUGUCUGUUCUUGUGAUCCUUGAUCUAUUGUAACCUAAAAAUUGAUAUAAAUAAAAUUUUGAUGGAGUAGAAACGUA
Molecule: messenger RNA, 3384 nt
Organism: Vigna unguiculata (cowpea)
Lineage: Eukaryota; Viridiplantae; Streptophyta; Magnoliopsida; Fabales; Fabaceae
Product: pentatricopeptide repeat-containing protein At1g15510, chloroplastic pseudogene
Source: RefSeq, a predicted model, not a curated record